GAAUUGGUACAUAAAGAUAUCAAACAGAUUAAAAUUGUUGUGUUUGCUUCUUGUUUAAAAACUUCGACUCUUCAACCGUUCAGAGAUUACUCCAAUGGCAAGAAAGGCAGUCCAUGCAAGGCCUGCACCGACCCUGUACGUGGUUUCAAUGGUUGUGCUAGGUUUAGCAAGGCUUUUGUUUUUUUCCACCUUGGGGACUAGUGGUUGGCGCUCAGAUGAGGUUGUGCUUAGCUGUGGAGAUAGAGCUGGAGGCUGUGGCUGUAAAGGUGGAGUUAGCGGCGGUGCGUGUGACCAUGCAUGAAGAGAAGUGGGCAAGUUCUUGACAUAGGGUGGUAGAGAAAUAGUGAACUCAAGAUGGAAGCCAAUUUAGGACAGAAAAUCUUGGGUAUAGGAAACAACUCAGAAAUGGUGGAGGAAAAUAUCUUCUUCACAAUAUACUUCUGGAAGAAGU
Messenger RNA from Rubroshorea leprosula, 451 nucleotides. NCBI's taxonomy places the organism in Eukaryota, Viridiplantae, Streptophyta, Magnoliopsida, Malvales, Dipterocarpaceae. The record is from the annotation of a GenBank genome assembly.